CGUGAUUUGGAACGUAGAGGCAUCCCAAGGGGUACUGAACCACUGAUCCUGAAAGCAAAACGCCAAAAUAAAAAUGGAAAAAACAAAAAUAGGAAAAAAAUAAAAAAAAUAUUUAAAAAAACGUGGAUCAUGGAUUUGGUGCGGUUUUAAAGUGCGCACUGGGUGCGUUAUCACCACACACCGCCCUGUUGUGUCUGACUGUCUGACGGAAGCUCCGCUAACGUGCGCACAUCUCGGCUUUCUUGCUUCCAUGGCGAUGUCUCUGCAACUCUGCCGCUUCUCCACCUUCUCCGACCGCUCCCUUCCGGAGGCCUUCGCCGGAAUCGGAGUGUUCCGGCGCCGGAAGCCUCUCUCCGUUCGGUGCUCAGGCGAGUCCGAGUCUUCUUCUUCCUCGUCUGUGGCUGUUGAUUCCGAUUUUGAUGCGAAGGUGUUUCGGCACAACUUGACGAGGAGUAAAAAUUAUAAUCGGAAAGGAUUUGGACACAAGGAUGAGACUCUGGAGCUCAUGAAUCGCGAGUAUACUAGUGACAUCAUAAAGACAUUGAAGGAAAAUGGAAAUGAGUAUAAAUGGGGAAAUGUUACAGUGAAACUGGCAGAAGCCUAUGGAUUUUGCUGGGGUGUGGAGCGUGCUGUCCAAAUUGCUUAUGAAGCCAGAAAACAAUUUCCUGAGGAGAAAAUUUGGAUUACGAAUGAAAUUAUUCACAACCCUACUGUUAACCAGCGAUUGGCAGAGAUGGAAGUCAAAGAUAUUCCCAUUGAUGAUGGCCAGAAACAAUUUGAAGUUGUUGAUAAGGGUGAUGUUGUGAUUUUGCCUGCUUUUGGAGCUGCAGUGGAUGAGAUGUUGACUUUGAGCAACAAAAAUGUACAAAUUGUUGAUACAACUUGCCCAUGGGUUUCUAAGGUUUGGAAUAUUGUUGAGAAGCACAAGAAGGGAGAGUACACUUCAAUCAUUCAUGGUAAAUAUUCUCAUGAGGAGACUAUUGCAACUGCAUCUUUUGCAGGGAAGUAUAUCAUUGUGAAGAAUAUGGCAGAGGCAAUGUAUGUAUGUGAUUACAUUCUUGGAGGAGAACUUGAUGGAUCUAGCUCAACCAGAGAGGAGUUUUUUGAGAAAUUUAAAUUUGCCAUCUCUGAGGGGUUUGAUCCAGACAUUGACUUGUCCAAAGUUGGUAUUGCAAAUCAAACCACAAUGCUCAAGGGAGAAACUGAAGAAAUUGGGAAAUUAGUAGAGAGGACUAUGAUGCGAAAAUAUGGGGUUGAAAAUGUCAAUAAUCACUUCAUAAGCUUCAACACAAUUUGUGAUGCUACUCAAGAGCGACAAGAUGCAAUGUAUAAGCUGGUGGAGGAGAAACUGGACGUUAUGUUAGUAGUUGGUGGGUGGAACUCCAGCAACACCUCACAUCUACAAGAGAUUGCGGAGGACCGUGGAAUCCCCUCGUAUUGGAUUGACAGUGAGAAGAGAAUAGGUCCAGGAAACAGAAUAAGUCAUAAGUUGAUGCAUGGGGAGCUGGUUGAGAAAGAAAACUGGCUACCAGAGGGUCCUAUUACGAUAGGUGUUACAUCUGGUGCCUCUACCCCAGAUAAGGUAAUUCUCUUAAACAUGAUUAGCCUAUGGUUGGAAAAUGUAUGGUUUUCCCUUCUUUUUUGUGUGUGCACUUGCAUGGGUUGGGCUAUUACCACAACUCUAUUUUAGGACACCACCCUUUGUCCAUUUGUUUCUAUCCCUACCAUUUCUUCCCUUCUAGCUGAUUCUAGCACUCUUCACAUUUGUUCUUUUUUACUUCUUUAUUCUAAUGCAAAAUUGAACACUGAUAUAACAUAAUGUUGUGGUUGUGAACCACAAACAACCAUCAUUGCAUGCUAAGUUAACUAACAAUUAUAUCAUCCGCUAUAGUGAAUUUUAAUGCCAUUAAUCGAAGAAUUAGUGAUCUAAUGAUCCUUGCAGUAAUUUCCCAAGUAACCCUAGGACCCCUUUGGUGCAACUGUAACUUCUAGUGAAAGGUCUUUCCUAAAAGGAUCAGUAUAAAAGAAAACAUGUUUACCUAAAAAAAAAAAAUUCUCACACCUCCUGGAAGUUCUAUGAAAGCACCAAACUUUUAGGCAAGAAAUUGCACCAAACGAGAUUGUGUUAUUGGUAUUUGAUUUGUUGUGUUUAACUGGAUUGUGAUCAGGUUGUUGAAGAUGUUCUCAUCAAGGUAUUCGACAUUAAACGGGAAGAAGCCUUGCAACUGGCAUAAUAAGUGUAGAAGUGAAGCUUUUAACUCAAUGCUAUAAGUGGAAGGAUAAGAGCAUUACUGUAUAUUUAAAUGAGAGGAUUUGCAGCAUCCCGCAUUAGAAAGAGCAGUUUCGUGUAAAUUUUGAGCCAUGCAACUCACUUUCUAAGUAAAACCAGAGGGUGAUCUGCAGCUCUUACUAUAUACAGCUCAGUGGACUAUGAAUUUCUCUCAUUAUAUGAAUAAGCUCAUGAAUUUGUUGGA
Messenger RNA from Vitis vinifera (wine grape), 2474 nucleotides. RefSeq names its product 4-hydroxy-3-methylbut-2-enyl diphosphate reductase, chloroplastic. The coding region runs from base 251 to 1690 and encodes 479 amino acids. Gene Ontology annotation, molecular function: metal ion binding; 4-hydroxy-3-methylbut-2-enyl diphosphate reductase activity. Lineage: Eukaryota; Viridiplantae; Streptophyta; Magnoliopsida; Vitales; Vitaceae. The record is from RefSeq and is a predicted model, not a curated record. Gene Ontology annotation, biological process: isopentenyl diphosphate biosynthetic process, methylerythritol phosphate pathway; dimethylallyl diphosphate biosynthetic process. The transcript is spliced from 9 exons.